Molecule: messenger RNA, 2634 nt
Organism: Rhodamnia argentea
Lineage: Eukaryota; Viridiplantae; Streptophyta; Magnoliopsida; Myrtales; Myrtaceae
Product: calmodulin-binding protein 60 B-like
Exons: 10
Coding region: 323-2227 (634 amino acids)
Biological process (GO): regulation of salicylic acid biosynthetic process
Cellular component (GO): nucleus
Molecular function (GO): sequence-specific DNA binding; DNA-binding transcription factor activity; calmodulin binding
Source: RefSeq, a predicted model, not a curated record
GCAGAGACUCCCCUCCCGCGAAAGCCCCCCACACGCGCGCGCACGCGCCCAGAAAAAUCCCCUCACUCGCCCCAACAAACUCCAAUCGAUUCCUACUGCGUACCUCCUUCGAUUUUCUCGGGAAAGUGUUCGAAUUUUCUCUCCCUCCACCACCUGCUUCCAUUACCGCUCUCAGCUUCUAUAACCGGAGCGAAGCUCGUGAAUCAUCCCGCUAUCGGGUGGAUUAAUUGCGAGCUUCUCGCUUCUCGCUUCGAUUUGAAGUCUUUAGGCACUAAUCCCCUCUUACCUGUGGGGCUGAGUAGCCGAAUGAGAUCUGCUGGGAAUGGAGAGACAAACUAGGUAUAUGGAGAGAAACAAUUCGAUGAAUAAUAGAGGGAAAAGGAGCUUGGAGGGUGAAGAUGAGCCGCAGGAGAGAAAGCGGCCUGCUCUUGCAAGUGUCAUUGUAGAAGCUCUCAAGGUUGACAGUUUACAGAAGCUGUGUUCGUCAUUGGAACCUAUCCUUCGUAGAGUUGUCAGCGAGGAAGUUGAACGAGCACUGGCUAAGUUGGGGCCUCCUAGACUAAAUGGAAGAGCAUCGCCCAAGCGAAUUGAAGGUCCAGAUGGAAGAAACUUGCAGCUCCAGUUUAGAUCACGGUUGUCUCUUCCACUCUUCACAGGAGGGAAAGUUGAGGGGGAGCAGGGUGCUGCAAUUCAUGUAGUUUUAGUUGAUGCAAAUAGUGACCAUGUUGUCACCUCUGGGCCAGAAUCCUCGGUGAAACUGGAUAUUGUUGUGCUUGAAGGUGAUUUUAACAAUGAAGACGAUGAGGGGUGGACCCAAGAAGAAUUUGAAAGUCAUGUUGUUAAAGAGCGCGAAGGGAAGCGGCCACUAUUGACAGGGGACUUGCAAAUUACACUGAAGGAAGGUGUUGGAACCCUUGGGGAAUUGACAUUUACGGAUAACUCCAGCUGGAUAAGGAGUAGAAAAUUCAGGCUAGGCUUGAAGGUUGCCCCUGGAUUCGGUGAAGGCAUUCGCAUUCGUGAGGCUAAGACAGAAGCUUUUACUGUUAAGGAUCAUAGAGGAGAACUGUACAAAAAGCAUUAUCCACCUGCCUUACAUGACGAAGUAUGGAGAUUGGAAAAGAUUGGCAAGGAUGGUUCAUUUCACAAGAGGCUAAACAAUAAUGGAAUAUUUUCAGUUGAAGACUUCCUCCGCCUUGUUGUUAGGGAUCCUCAGAAAUUGCGGAAUAUCCUGGGCAGUGGUAUGUCAAAUAAGAUGUGGGAUUCUCUUUUGGAGCAUGCCAAGACUUGUGUCCUUAGUGGAAAGCUCUAUGUUUACUAUGCCGAAGAUAAUAGAAAUGUUGGAGUGGUUUUUAACAACAUCUUUGAGCUGAAUGGCUUCAUUUCGGGGGACCAGUAUCAGACUGCUGAUUCUCUUUCUGAUAAUCAAAAGGUUUAUGUAGAUACUUUGGUGAAGAAGGCUUAUGACAAUUGGAGUCAAGUUAUAGAGUAUGAUGGCAAAUCUUUAUUAAGUUUCAAGCAAGUAAGGAGGUCUUCUAGAAAUGAACCACAGGUGGCGGCACUAGAAUACUCUAAUGCUUUAGAUCAUCAGCUGCAGAUACCACGAUUGCCUGUUUCAUUUACAUCCGAACAGCCUUCGGCAGAUUCAGGUUUAACUGUUGGAGGAUAUAAUGGUGAUGUGGCGGGGAGAUACUCAACCCAGUCCCAGCUUGGAAAUGCUAAUACUCGGUCUCAGUUUCCUAGUACUUCUUCAUACAUACCACAUGACCCGUUGGCUAGCAACCAAGCCCAAAGUUCAAGAAAUGACAACAGUGUUGGCUUGGCCCUUGGUCCGCCUCUGUCAGCUGGUUUUCAGGCAACUGGUUCAUUGAUUCAGACUCCUGGCUUGAAUCCAUUUGAUGAUUGGUCGAGCAACCGGGACAAGGGAGACGUUGAGUUUUUGACAGAAGAAGAGAUUCGCAUGCGAAGUCAUGAGAUGCUGGAGAAUGAGGACAUGCAGCAUUUACUCCGACUCUUUAGCAUGGGAGGUCAUCCCUCCUUUAGUGUUCCUGAAGAUGGUUGUGGGUUCCCUAACUACAUGCAGUCACCACAGCCAUAUGAUGAGGACCGGUCCCGUUCAGGCAAAGCGGUUGUUGGUUGGCUGAAAAUAAAGGCAGCGAUGAGAUGGGGCUUUUUCAUAAGGAAGAAAGCUGCUGAGAGGCGGGCUCAAAUUGUUGAGCUGGAUGAAUAAAAACGGAAGAAGGGUUCCUGUGAGAUGGUUUAUGCUCUAAAUAUUGGGCGUUGACUUGUGUUGCUUUUGAUUCAAGGAUUCAUGGCAGCUCUUUGCUGAUGCCGACACAAUUGUGGUCUCGGGGCUUCUGUUGGCCGGGUUUGUUAGGGAUCUCUGCUGAUUCUGCAUCUUUAAUGUGGAAGUCUGUUGUACAGUUGUCUGUACAGUAAGUUUCUUCUAUUAAUAGUACUUGAAGGCUUAUUUAUUCAUGAAGUAUGUGUUUUGGUAAGGAAUUGCUUAGUGUACUCCUAAUUGUUGGGCCAGAUUGACAAUGUUUUUCGAUUCUAGGCAUUUGGCCACCCAUGUUUAAUUGUUAGGUAUGUAAUCGUGUGAAGAUGACCAAUGAAUAGGUCUUCUGUUUUACUUCG